Phytophthora sojae is the source of this 702-nucleotide messenger RNA. RefSeq lists its product as hypothetical. The coding region runs from base 1 to 702 and encodes 233 amino acids. The transcript has a single exon. The record is from RefSeq and is a predicted model, not a curated record. Lineage: Eukaryota; Oomycota; Peronosporomycetes; Peronosporales; Peronosporaceae.
AUGGCGAGUCGCUGCGCGCGCAAGAGCUCGAGUCUGCGGGCCGCCAAGCGCUGGCUCGCGGACGAGAUGGAGAUCAUGGAGGCGCUGGCCGCCACGCGCCGCGUGCGCCCCAUCGACACACAGGCCAGCAAGCAGAAGCUGCGCAUGCUCAGCGAGUUCUUCCCCACCGUGGCCGUGGACGUGCGCCGCGACGUGCUGGUGGCCGCCAACUACCGCGAGGACGUGGCGGCGGCCAUGCUGGGCGACCUGGCGCAGGAGCCGCCGUCCGCCGCCGCCGCUGCUGCUGCGCGCUCGCAGGACUCCCCCGAGCUGCUGUUCGUGGACUUGCACGCGGACGACGACGACGCCUCGGAGCUCGCGGACGAGGAGGACUGGAGCGAGGUCGCGGCCGCCAGCAACGGCACCGACGCGUGGGUCGUGAUCCAGGACGACUGGGAGGUCGUGGACAAGGACGGAGAGAAGGUGCGCACCUUCGCCGACGUCCUGCAGACAGCUCCCGCUCCGGCGUCGCCGCUGCCAGCGACGGUCACUACAAAGCAGCCGGCGCUGCUGUCGCGUCUCUCCAUUGUGGAGCGCGCCCCUGUACCCAGCCGCACGUUGAAGACGGCGGAGAGCGACCGGGCGCUGCCGGUCUACGAGCUGGAGCGUGGCGUCAAGUCAUUCGGCGCGCGGAAGCGCCACCUGCUCAAGCACCGUCGGUAG